UGCGUUUGCAAUUACUGCAAAACGCGUUUCAGUGGCGCAUACAUAAUGUUCGAUUCUUUUUUGAAAGUAUUCAAUGAACUACCCGCUGUGUUAAACACGAUCCAAAGACAACAUUAUUUAACAAUUAAUCAUCGAGAACUCGAAGAACGGACACGAUAUCUAAACCAUUUUCACGACGUAAUCGAAAAACUGAGCUGUGAAAAGACACCCACGCUCCACCUUGUUGUUACGUAUAGACGACUACUGGUAAACCGCUCGAAGAUAACCGAUGAUGACGACAAGCUAAUUGUUCCAUUGAAAAAGUCUUUAUCACAGCAGUUGAACACAUAAUGGAUCAUACAAGACGUGCAUUAUAUCGCGAGAGAUCUCUAUCGAAAACUACACCAUGCAGCGUGGUACCCAUCGGUGUACAAUAUCUCAAAGUUUAUGGAUAUAUCGUCACAGGUUUGUCAACAUAGAAAAGUAAUGAUGUAGGCAGAAAAAGGUCAUGCACAAAAAUAUUGGUAGGCGUACUACCAAAUAGUAUAUAUAAACACGACCAAUAUGCAGAAGAUAAGACGAAAGAACACAAACAAUAUUCUCACCUGAAAAGCUACAGAACGAAAAAAUGAUGAAAAGCACCGCCAUGGCUGCACUCGUCCUCGCUUCACUGGUAACUACAAUUAGCACAAAGACUAACUUUGUUGUCUCAUUUCUAUGAUUUAGGUACUCGUGCAAACAAUGGUACUUGUACAAGACCCCAACAGCAACCAGGAUGGACAAGACUCAGGGAGAAAUCAGAGUGGACAAGGCUCAGGAAAGAAGCAGGGUGGACAAGGCUCAGGAAAGAAGCAGGGUGGACAAGGCUGA
This is a messenger RNA of Didymodactylos carnosus, 849 nucleotides long. Lineage: Eukaryota; Metazoa; Rotifera; Eurotatoria; Philodinida; Philodinidae. The record is from the annotation of a GenBank genome assembly.